UCAAAGGCGAGGGGGGGGUGGGGGUCAGGGGGGGUCGUCGGUCUGCUGAGGAAAAGCUCACAGAUCUUUAUCUGACAUUUCAGUAUGUUGUUCAUGGAUCCCCACUGCAUUGUAUUAUAAUGCGCAAAUGGAUACUGCCAUGGAACCUUCAGAAUGUGUUCUCAGGACUGUACCUGCACGCCGUCUUCCUGUUCGGCAGCGUGUGUGUGGUCUACAGUGACUGCACUCCAGAGCAACUGGCCGCCAUCAUGAACUGCUCCAAACAUGAGCGCCACUCCAGGAACUAUGACUACAUGGAGGGGGGGGACGUACGCAUCCGUCAGCUGUUCAGCCGCACCCAGUGGUUCCUGACAAUUGAUGACAAUGGCAACAUCAAUGGGACUCAAGAUCCCACCAACUGCUACAGUAUUCUGGAGAUCAGGACGGUGUCCGAGGGAGGCAUCCUGGCCAUCAAAGGGGUGAAGAGUCAGUAUUAUAUCUCCAUGAACAAGGCUGGACAGUUGCAAGGCAAGAGGAUCUACAAUGAAAACUGCAACUUCAAGGAGGUUUUCCUAGAAAACUACUUCAACGCUUACUCCUCAGUAAAGUGGACUAAAAACGGCAAAGAAAUGUUCAUCGCUCUGUCUCAGAAGGGGAGGCCGAUGCGAGGGAAGAAGACCAGGAGAGAGCACGUAGCAUCGCACUUCAUCCCCAUGAAAUGUCGAGAGGAGGACAGGAGGGUGGACUGAGAGAACAGAACAUUCUGUAUGAUUUCAAUCACAUAUUCGACUAUAAACCAUCACGUAUAAACUCUUAACUGACACAUCACAGUCCACUCUCUUAAAGUCGUAGAUUAGUUUUGUUAUCUUUUGUAAUGUCUUGUCAUUUUCAUAAUGCGAAAACAACAGAUACAAUGAGAAAUGUUUGGAAUGUCUUCAACUGUAAAACCACAAGUCUACUCCAUGUUGUUGUUAUUUUUGAGUAAAAUAUUAUAUUUCCUUGUAAAGCAACUAAAUGUUUUCUUAUAAAACAGUCAAAUAUAUUAUGCACAGUCAGGACUGUAUAUUUUUCCAAAGAUGAUCUACACCAAGGCUCUCAAACUCAUUUUCUUUCAGGUUCCACAUUCAGCCCGAUUUGAUCUCCAGUGGGCUCAACCAGUAAAAUAAUAAAAGAAUAAUCGAUAAAU
Sphaeramia orbicularis (orbiculate cardinalfish) is the source of this 1165-nucleotide messenger RNA. It is a transcript of the gene fgf7, whose product is annotated as fibroblast growth factor 7. The transcript is spliced from 3 exons. The coding region runs from base 120 to 728 and encodes 202 amino acids. The record is from RefSeq and is a predicted model, not a curated record. Gene Ontology annotation, molecular function: growth factor activity. Lineage: Eukaryota; Metazoa; Chordata; Actinopteri; Kurtiformes; Apogonidae.